This is a messenger RNA of Haemonchus placei, 1026 nucleotides long. The record is from the annotation of a GenBank genome assembly. Lineage: Eukaryota; Metazoa; Nematoda; Chromadorea; Rhabditida; Trichostrongylidae.
AUGUUGCUGUUACUGCUGAUUCUGCUACCUGUAACUGUGGCGGAUUCCUUUUGGAUGACAGCCGAAUUGCUUCGGGUGGAUUGGCGAGAAGGAUGCCUAACCACCGCUGGUUGCUCUCAACCAAGAUUUAAGAUUCUCCAAGAUAUGCUUCCCCUGACUGAGAAGAUCUCCAUCAGUUGGCCAGUUUCUGAACAUUUCGUUCAGGAUUCUGCGCGUGCAUUCGUCUCCCACUGGACGAAUGGCAAACCCGAAGACGUGACGAUGUCAUGCCAAGUGGUUGGCACCGAUCCAACGUACGGCUUUCCACGAAUCUGCGAUCAAACUCCAUCACUUCGCAUAUUCCAAGAGCGUGAUAUGGAAGCGUUCAUGGGUCGAAAUCGUCGUCAUCAGACCACGACCACUGUGCCGCUUUCUGAAGAGGAUCUGGGAAAGAAAUUGAUUGAAAUACGUGGUAAAUGCUUCAAUGCCACUGUAGCCGUACAGAAACAUACCGAAAGAUGCCCAUGGUGUCCGGAUCCUUCGGAUGUGACACUGAUUGAACAAAGGAUGCCCGAUGAACCGUCCGUCUUCUCAGCGUCUAUACUUUCACAGCUUCGAGGCGACGACCGUAUUCUGCAUGUCUCCCUAUUGGUCUUAGCUGGAAUAGCCAUUCUAGCAUCGGCUGGUUUCGCUUGUGUCCUGGUGGCAUUUCUUCGACAGAAAAAAACUCAUCGUCAAAUCUCCGUGAAACCACGCUACCACCCGUACUCUCCGACGAGCUGCAAGACUGCUGACGAUGAAAAUCGUUAUGAUAUGCCUUGGGAGCAAACUCGUCCACUCACCUACUGGAUGUCAUCGUCGUCCAAGUCUGAAGCGACCACCACGUCUCCACUGGAUUCUGCAUCGUCGCUCGGUGCUCAAUCUUCCAUUAUUGCUCCUUACAGCUUCCGAUCCGGCUGCACCAUCCCCCAAACUCAUCUUUACCACCACAUCUCACCCAAUUCCUCUAUCGGUCCGGGUCAUGACUCUGGACUGGAAUCUGUCUAG